CGGGAUGUGACUGGCUGUGGGGCAAAAGGGGCGGGUCUUCUUUGGCGGGGUGUCCUUUCUCUUCCGCAGAGGGCUAUCGCACAGAAAGCAGGAUGGACCAGAUGCUCGGCCGUGCCAGCGCUCCGCCCGGUCCGGUUCUGCAGGUGUGUUUCCCGAGUGUCCGGGCGUCCGUUCUGGAGAAUCUGAACCGUCAGCGCGAGGAGGGUCAGUUAUGUGAUCUGUCCAUCCAGGUACAGGGUCAGGUGUUCAGGGCUCACAGAUGUGUGCUGGCCGCUUCAUCUCCUUACUUUCAUGAUCAGGUUCUCUUGAAGAACGUAACCACAGUGUCUCUUCCCUCCGUGAUGGAUCCUCUGGCGUUCGAGAGCGUGUUAACCUCCGUGUACACCGGACAGCUCAGCAUCGUGCGCGAUGACAUCGUAAACUACGUCACCGUCGCCAGUUUCCUUCAGAUGUGGCACAUCGUGGACAAGUGCACGGACAUCCUGAAAAGGUCACGCCCUUUAGCCCAGGUGAGCCCGAGCGGGGCGACCUCCUCGAGUCACCAGUCGCCCAGCAGCUCCGACUGCUGUUUCGUGGACGCAGAGGAGCUGGACAGAGGAGCGGGCGAGCAGACGGUCGCUCUAGAAAAGAGGUCGCUCGUCGCCGAGCACGGUGCGCUGCCUCCUCUGGCCACCUGGAGGCGACCGCAUCAGCAGCAGGGCAGGUGGGGCAGAAGCAGCCUCUCCGUCCCCCUCAAAGCGGAGUCUCCGCGGCCCGACCGCAACCCAGCGGGAAGCGACUACGCCUGCUCCGUCUUACCUUUGACAUCCGGCGUCGGCGGGGAAAACGAAGCUGAAUUCGGUACGCGGCACCGGUUCCGGACGCGUCACCAAAGAGUCCGAGAGGAUGAGGAGCAGAGGAAGAGAGGGCAGAGGUGGAUGGAGGCAGAUGAAGGGGUGGGAGAGCUCUUGGAGGACGAGAAAGUGAGGGUGAAGUGUGAGGAGCAUCAGGCCGGAGGCGUUGAAUCAGGGGGAUGUGUCAGAGAGAGAGAGUGUGGAGAGAGUGAACGGGAAGCGUGCGAUCUAGCUCGAUCAGAUCACGCUCGGUGGCACGGUAACGCCGAUUGGCCGGCGGCUUCGUGCGCUCAGUCGGACGGAAAGCUGUCCGGCAAAGGCUUCGGCGGAGGAGGCGUCGAGGAGGACGACGCCGCCGAGGUAGACGAAAUGGACAUCGCUCGCUUCGCGGAAGGUGGAUUCGAGACCUACGACGAGAUCGAGGAGGCCACGGGCCAAGUUUCCCAGAGGCCUUUGCUGCACGCUCCACCUGACGAGUUCGCGCCGGGACCGUCGGACCUCUCCUGGCCUCAAAACGUCUCUCCGACCUCGCGGCCCUCCUCUGUUCCUCCCUGUUCCUCUCCUCCGCUCACCUCCCCCUCCUCUCCUCUCUCUGGGACGCCCUAUGCGGGCAAAGUUCACUACUGCCACUGCGGCAAAGCCUACACGCUGAAGAGCAUGCGGGACCGGCACGUAAAGAUGCAGCACCUCAACCUCCGUCCGUUCGCCUGUCCCGUGUGCUCCAAGAGCUUCAAAAUGAAGCAUCACCUGACCAAACACGUCAAGACGCACGGAAGCCUGCGGCCGUACGAGUGCGCGUUUUGCGGCAAGAAGAUCGUCUGGAGAGACAGUUUCUUGAAACAUCAGGCACGCUGUCAGCGGUCGUCCGCCGCCGUGCCCGCCACCGUUACGGUCGAGGUGGCCGGUGGUGAGCCGGAAGACGAGUUGGCAUCUGCGAAUGCGGUGGGGCAAGUGAAGAAGGAGAAAAUGGCAGAAUAUUAAAUCUUAGCAGAGAUACACAGACUUUUCACAUGAAAUGAAUACAUGUAUCAACAAAUAUAUGUAGCAAAUCAAAAUAGAUGUUCCUGAGGUCAUUACUUUGAAAUAUUUAUUUGAGCAAAAAGACGCUUGAAAAUCAUUUGGACACCAGCAAGGUUACCUUCAUUCACUUACCACCAAUUAAAGUCUGUUGUUUGUUGUGUUUAUCAGAACUGUUGUGUUGGGUCUGUUUCACACUGACUGUGUCUGCAGACAUACAGAGACUUUACUUUUAAUGUUGUCAAUGAUUUUAAAGGGGUCACAGCAUGAAAAUCUGACUUUUCUUCAUGUUUAAGUGCUAUAAUUGGGUCCCCAGUGCUUCUAUCAACCCAGAAAAUGUGAAAAGGGUCAACCCAAUAACCAUUCUCUGCAAGCAUGUUCAUUGAAAUUUGUCUCCCCUUGUGAUGUCAGAAGAGGAUCUUUAUUAUAAUAAUAUGUCCCUUAAUCUGCACUAUCCAACCACAGCACUGCCAUUUAGUGCAGACAGAGAGAAGACUUCACGCGGCGCUGCAAGAAUCGACAGCCGGAUGAAGUCAAAGUUCUGCGAGAGCGUUUUAAAAGGAAACUCCUCUAUAUGAUUUUGCGAUUCGCUCUUGCGGUACUUUGACGUCAUCCGGCUGUCGAUUCUUGCGGUGUCGAAACAAGCCUAAUAAUUGACAGCACAAUUUGGUUUCAAUUUUAACAAACCAUCGAUCAGUGUUUGCAUUUCAUCAGCUGAUUUACAUGAAAUGUCCCUUUUAAAUAUAAACCUCCAGAUUCAGAAUGUUUGAAACAGACCUUUCAUAUCCUAAAUACUUUCUUAUUUAUAGUCCUUCUAAUAUUUCAGUGUGCCUUUUAUUUAUUGUCAAUAAAUCAUUUUCCUCA
Molecule: messenger RNA, 2714 nt
Organism: Misgurnus anguillicaudatus (oriental weatherfish)
Lineage: Eukaryota; Metazoa; Chordata; Actinopteri; Cypriniformes; Cobitidae
Gene: zbtb22a
Product: zinc finger and BTB domain containing 22a
Biological process (GO): regulation of transcription by RNA polymerase II
Molecular function (GO): DNA-binding transcription factor activity, RNA polymerase II-specific; protein binding; RNA polymerase II cis-regulatory region sequence-specific DNA binding
Source: RefSeq, a predicted model, not a curated record